AUGACAAACUCUGAGAAAUUUGUGACUCCAAGAUUUGAUGGCCAUUAUGAUCAUUGGUCGAUGUUGAUGGAGAAUUUCUUGAGGAGCAAAGAGAUGUGGAACCUGGUGGAUGAAGGUAUUCCAGCACCAGCAAUUGGGAUUUCUUCGGCAAGUGAGGCCCAUAGGAAAAGUGUCGAAGAAACAAAACUCAAAGAUCUGAAAGUUAAGAAUUAUCUCUUUCAAGCGAUUGACAGAGAGAUCAUGGAAACCAUUCUUGACAAAAGAACAUCAAAGGCAAUAUGGGAUUCAAUGAAACAGAAGUACCAGGGAUCAACCAAAGUAAAGAGAGCGCAACUGCAGGCAUUGAUGAAGGAGUUUGAAAUGCUGGUUAUGAAAGAAGGAGAAAAGAUCGAUGGCUUCAUUUCACAAACCCUCAUGGUGGUAAAUAAAAUGAAAGUGAAUGGAGAAGAUAUGAAGCAAAGCACAGUGGUGGAUAAGAUUUUGAGAUAUUUGACUCCCAAAUUCAAUUAUGUUGUAUGUUCAAUUGAGGAGUUAAAUGACAUAGAUACUAUGACUGUUGAUGAGCUCCAUGGAAGUUUGCUUGUUCAAGAGCAAAGAAUGCAUGGGAAUUAG
Molecule: messenger RNA, 612 nt
Organism: Vicia faba (fava bean)
Lineage: Eukaryota; Viridiplantae; Streptophyta; Magnoliopsida; Fabales; Fabaceae
Source: the annotation of a GenBank genome assembly